AUGGCAAAAUACAACCUGUACAAGUACACUCCGUCAGGAGCAGCCGCUAUGAUAUUCCUGAUCGGCUUCAUUAUUGGAUGCGCAUGGCAUAUUUAUAUCAUCAUCCGCCGGCGGGCAUGGUAUUUCAUCCCGCUGAUCAUCGGGUGCCUCCUCGAAAUCGUAGGCUACCUGGGCCGGUUUCUCUCCGCCAACGACACCUCCAGCCUCGCCUUCUUCAUGAUGCAAACACUCUGCCUCCUCGUCGCCCCCGCCCUAUUCGCCGCCUCGAUUUACAUGGUCCUCGGCCGUUUGAUCCUCCACCUCCACAGCACUCCGCUCUCUCCGAUCAAGCCCUCGCGCCUUACAAAAAUUUUCGUCGUCGGCGACAUUCUCUCCUUUCUGGUGCAGGUCAUGGGAGCAGGUAUGCUCGCCUCAGCUGGCUCGAUGAACACGGGCAAGACCGUCAUCCUGCUAGGUCUAGCCGUCCAGCUCAUCUUCUUCGGGCUUUUCGUCGUGGCGGCAGCUGUAUUUCAUCAUCGACUUCUAGACCAUGUUCCGAAUUCUGUCCUGCACGAGGAGGCGACUCCGGGAUGGAGAAGGCACAUCAGAGGGUGGAGGGGUGUCAUGAGCGUGCUUUACGUAGCAAGCGGUCUGAUCUUUGUGAGGUCGAUGUUUCGACUGAUCGAGUACAUUGAGGGUAACGAUGGCGUUCUUCUCUCGACGGAGGUGUAUCUGUACAUCUUUGACGCGCUGCUGAUGCUUGGCGUCGUGGCUGCUACCGCCGUCCUCCAUCCCGCCAAGUACGUGCCUGGAAGGAAGGAGAUCAUGGCUAUGCAGGAUAUGGAUGGCUGA
Diaporthe amygdali is the source of this 831-nucleotide messenger RNA. RefSeq names its product Protein RTM1. Gene Ontology annotation, cellular component: membrane. The coding region runs from base 1 to 831 and encodes 276 amino acids. The transcript is spliced from 2 exons. NCBI's taxonomy places the organism in Eukaryota, Fungi, Ascomycota, Sordariomycetes, Diaporthales, Diaporthaceae. The record is from RefSeq and is a predicted model, not a curated record.